This is a messenger RNA of Aspergillus tanneri, 1698 nucleotides long. It is a transcript of the gene SSZ1, whose product is annotated as ribosome-associated complex protein SSZ1. NCBI's taxonomy places the organism in Eukaryota, Fungi, Ascomycota, Eurotiomycetes, Eurotiales, Aspergillaceae. Gene Ontology annotation, cellular component: cytosol; nucleus. Gene Ontology annotation, biological process: protein folding. Gene Ontology annotation, molecular function: ATP binding; ATP-dependent protein folding chaperone. The transcript is spliced from 5 exons. The record is from RefSeq and is a predicted model, not a curated record. Bases 1 to 1698 code for a protein of 565 amino acids.
AUGGCUGAUGAAACCAACGGCGCCGCGGAGAGAUUUGCCAUUGGUAUCUCCUUUGGCAAUUCGUCGAGUUCUAUUGCCCGUAUCAACCCUGAAGGCAAGGCAGAGGUUAUUGCCAACGAAGAAGGAGACCGUCAGAUCCCUUCCGUCCUCUCGUACAUUGAUGGUGAAGAAUACCACGGUACUCAGGCGAAGGCACAGCUUAUCCGCAACUCGCAAAACACCGUCGCAUACUUCCGGGAUUACCUUGGCAAAGACUUCAAGUCGAUAGAUGCCACGCCAUGCCAUAACUCCGCUCAUCCUCAAUUGAGCGACUCUGCUGUGGCCUUCUCGAUUCGUGACUCCGAAAGCGAGACCCCCAACACUGUUACCGUCUCUGAAAUCGCUACCCGUCACCUCCGUCGACUGAAACAGUCUGCUUCUGAUUUCCUUGGCAAGGAAGUCAAUGCCGCCGUUAUCACCGUCCCCACUGACUUUAGCGAUGCCCAGCGUGAAGUCCUGGCUGCCUCCGCCAAGGCUGCUGGUCUUGAAGUUUUGCAACUGAUCCACGAGCCUGUCGCCGCUGCCCUGGCUUACGAUGCCCGGCCAGAAGCCACCGUCGCUGAUAAGCUGGUUGUGGUUGCUGACCUGGGUGGUACUCGUUCCGAUGCCGCUGUCCUUGCUUGCCGCGGUGGAAUGUACACUAUCCUCGCGACUGCCCAUGAUUAUGAACUGGGAGGAGCGACACUGGACAAGAUUGUCAUCGACCACUUCGCCAAGGAGUUCAUCAAGAAGCACAAGACCGACCCUCGAGAGAGUGCUCGCGGGCUUGCCAAGUUGAAGAUGGAGGGUGAGGCUACCAAGAAGUCACUUAGUCUGGGUACCAAUGCCUCUCUGAGCAUUGAGAGUCUGGCCGAUGGAAUUGAUUACGGCUCCACCAUCAACCGUACGCGGUACGAAUUACUUUCAAGCAAGGUGUUUGCCCAGUUUACCGGCUUGAUCGAGCAGGUCGUCAAGAAGGCCGGCCUAGAUGUUUUGGAUAUUGAUGAAGUCAUCUUCAGCGGUGGCACUUCGCACACCCCUAAGAUUGCUCAGUUAGCCGCCCACAUCUUCCCCGAGAAGACUCAGAUCCUUGCCCCCUCAACGCUGACUACUGCCAUUAACCCUUCUGAAUUGUCUGCCCGGGGUGCUGCCAUUCAAGCCUCUUUGAUCCAGGAGUUUGAGAAGGAAGACAUUGAGCAGUCCAUCCAUCCCAUGGUUACCGCCACUCCCCACCUCCAGAACGCCAUUGGUGUUGAAUUUGUGUCCGGUGAGACCUCUGAAUUUAAGGUUCUUUUGAACGCUGAGACUGCUCUCCCUGCUCGCCGUAUUGCCAAGUACUCCGCUCCCAAGGAGGGCGGUGAUGUCCUCGUCCGCGUCUGCGAAGGUGUUCGCUCCAUCAAGGUCACCAAGCCCGAAUCCAAGCCCAAGGAGGAGAAGCCUGCCAAGACCGACGAGGACGAGGAUGAUUCUGACUUCGACUCAGAUGAAGAUGAGGAGGAGGAGACCCGGGAGAUUGUCUGGAAGACCGAGAAGCCCAUUGCCGAGCUUGCCGUCAAGGCUGUCAAGGCCGGCAGCAAGGUCGAAUUGAUGGUCCACGUCAACGCGGACCUUGGUUUGCAGGUUACUGCCCGGGAAGUUGGCGGACAGAAUGCCGUCAGGGGUGCUGUGCAGGCUCCAUGA